This is a messenger RNA of Endocarpon pusillum Z07020, 1653 nucleotides long. RefSeq lists its product as uncharacterized. The transcript is spliced from 4 exons. NCBI's taxonomy places the organism in Eukaryota, Fungi, Ascomycota, Eurotiomycetes, Verrucariales, Verrucariaceae. Gene Ontology annotation, cellular component: fungal-type vacuole membrane. Gene Ontology annotation, biological process: transmembrane transport; basic amino acid transport. Gene Ontology annotation, molecular function: basic amino acid transmembrane transporter activity. The coding region runs from base 1 to 1653 and encodes 550 amino acids. The record is from RefSeq and is a predicted model, not a curated record.
AUGGAUGAAUCUGGCGAGAGAGAGGCCUUGUUACCUGACGGCGCUUCUGAUCGGAAACGAAGGACCGAAUAUGAAUCGACAUUGAGAAGACGGUUGUCGUCAAAUCUGCCGCCUUACCAUGAGGAUCAUACAUCUUCCUCAGAACCUUCCUCAACAUUAGCCAUCAGGGUUGUAGUUCCUAUCUCUCUACUAGGUGUCUUUGUUGCCAACGCGGACGGAUCUCUUGUCGUCGCAUCAAGCCAGCAAAUUGCAUCCGAGUUCAACGCUAUGUUUGACGCACAAUGGCUCGUCACAAGCUUCGUCCUCGCCCAGUGUGCUUCUCAACCCUUGUACGGCAAAUUGAGUGAUGUGUUCGGACGGAAAAUCAACCUCGUUGUCGCCUAUACUUUCUUCGCGGUGGGAUGUUUCGUCUGCGGCUUUGGUCAUGCCUAUUGGCAGGUCCUCUCAGGUCGAGCAAUAUCCGGAGUUGGCGGCGCUGGCAUGACCGCAUUAGUCUCAAUCAUAAUCGCCGACAUGGUUCCUGUUCGAGAUGUCGCAGCCUGGAGGAGCUAUGUCAACGUCGCAGCGACCACUGGCCGUGCAUUGGGAGGGCCAGUUGGUGGAUGGCUCUGCGAUACGAUAGGGUGGCGCUGGUGCUUCUACGGCCAGGUGCCUUUGGCAGUAAUUGGGCUCGUACUCAUCAUGUGGAAGAUGCCAACAAGACAAUCCGCGAUGCUGAAUGUUGAAGAGCAAUCACUGACACAGAAGUGGAAGAGGGUCGAUGUUAUUGGUGCAAUUGCCAUGGCUUCUGCUAUAAGUGCCUUCCUAAUCACCCUGGAUUUUGCUGCUGGAGAGUCGUCACCCUCGCACGUCCUGGUCUCUGGGUUCUUGUUUCUACUUAUGGCAACCAUUUUUUGCGUCAUCGAGAAGUCUUGGGCCAAAGAGCCGAUUCUUCCCCUGCAUCUUCUUACAACACGACCAGCCUUGACUGCCUAUCUGCUAGCUGGCUUCCAGGUCGCCGCCCAGUACGGUGUCUUCUACUCCACACCACUGUACUACCAGAUCGUGGCCCAUAGCACCGUAGCGAAAGCCGGCCUCCGUCUUGUUCCGGCCGUCGUAGGCAACGCUACCGCCGGUCUUCUAUCAGGAUGGAUCAUCUCACGCACAGGCCGUUACAAACCUCUGACAAUCUUGUCCAGCGCCAUUGCCUGUCUCGGAUACACGCUUGUAACAAUCCGAUGGCGCGGAAGUUCGAAUUGGGCGGAAACUCUAUACAUAUUCUGCGGUGGGUUCGGAUCGGGUGCGAUCCAGUCUACUACCUUUAUCCAUCUGGCAGCAAGCCUCGAUCCGGAGGACAUGGCGAUUGCCGGCACCACGCUCUAUCUUGCGCAAAACCUGUUUCUGUUGAUCGGCAUCCAAUCUGCCACGACGAUCUUGCAUGCUCAGCUGAAGGGGAUGUUGGACGUUUUGCUCGAGGGCGUGAAACGCAAAGCAGAAAUCAUUGAGCUCGCAAUAUCUAGCGUCAGAGCGAUUCGACAGCUACCCGCUCACAUUGAAGCGAUUGUUGUGCGAGCAUACAUCAACAGUCUUACCUGGACCUUUGGGGCUUCCUUGGUCUAUGCUUUGCUGGGCUUGUUUGCUGGCAUCACCCUCCGAGAAAGCCGGCUCAAUUGA